CACCGUCUGAGCUCGGCUGCCUGCGGCGGGCCACGCCCCCGGGGUCCGGAAGGCGCGGGAGUCAACGGCCGGGUGCUGAGAACUUGAAGCCUGACGGUGCUCGGCUCCUGCCCGGGAUGCAGUGGCUGCAGCUUCCUGGUUCGCUGCUCGCCGAGUGGGGGAGAGCUUGAGCCCGCGGAGGCGGGGGCAGGAGAAGCCGGCGGAGGCGGGGGCAGAGACGCCAGGGCUGGAGCUAGCCGGACGGGUCGCUCCUGAUCUCCGCGGAGACGCUCUGCCCGGCCACGGAGAAGGGGCGAGUCACUCGCGAGCCCCGGGAAGCGCCGCGCGCUCCGGAGGGACGGUCGGAGCCCGGCUUUGGAGCCCGGCUCCCCUCCUUUCCAGGAGGAAAGGGCGGGAGGGAAGGAGGGGAGGGAAGGUCCCCGGAGGAGGCAGGAUGGCCGGUCGAGGGGGGCUCGGGCGCCGCGUCUCCCCGGAGCUGCCUCCACUCCUACGGCUGCCGAGAAGUCUGCCCUGAGCCGGGGCUCCCGGAUCUCGCGUGCCAGCCAGCGGGACCCCCGGACCCGGGCAUCAGCGCCGGCAUGUCGUCCGGAACCAUGAAGUUCAAUGGCUACCUGAGGGUCCGCAUUGGCGAGGCGGUGGGGCUGCAGCCCACGCGCUGGUCCCUGCGCCACUCGCUCUUUAAGAAGGGUUAUCAGCUGCUGGACCCCUACCUGACGGUCAGCGUGGACCAGGUGCGCGUGGGCCAGACGAGUACCAAGCAGAAGACCAACAAACCCACGUACAAUGAGGAGUUCUGCGCUAACGUCACCGACGGCGGCCACCUGGAGCUGGCGGUCUUCCACGAGACGCCCCUGGGCUACGACCACUUUGUGGCCAACUGCACGCUGCAGUUCCAAGAGCUGUUGCGCACCGCGGGCGCCUCCGACACCUUCGAGGGCUGGGUGGAUCUGGAGCCUGAGGGGAAGGUGUUUGUGGUAAUAACCCUAACCGGGAGUUUUACUGAAGCCACCCUCCAGAGAGACCGCAUCUUCAAGCAUUUUACCAGGAAGCGCCAAAGAGCUAUGCGAAGGCGAGUCCACCAGGUCAAUGGGCACAAGUUUAUGGCCACAUACCUGAGGCAGCCCACCUACUGCUCUCACUGCCGGGAGUUCAUCUGGGGAGUGUUUGGGAAACAGGGUUAUCAAUGCCAAGUGUGCACCUGCGUCGUCCAUAAACGCUGCCAUCAUCUAAUUGUUACAGCCUGCACUUGCCAAAACAAUAUUAACAAAGUGGAUGCCAAGACUACGGAACAGAGGUUUGGAAUCAACAUCCCACACAAGUUCAACAUUCACAACUAUAAGGUGCCCACAUUCUGUGAUCACUGCGGCUCCCUGCUCUGGGGGAUAAUGCGACAAGGACUUCAGUGUAAAAUAUGUAAAAUGAAUGUACAUAUUCGAUGUCAAGCGAAUGUGGCCCCUAACUGUGGGGUGAAUGCAGUGGAGCUGGCCAAGACCCUGGCAGGGAUGGGUCUCCAACCCGGGAAUAUUUCUCCAACCUCGAAACUCAUUUCCAGGUCGACACUAAGAAGGCAGGGAAAGGAGAGCUCCAAGGAAGGAAAUGGGAUCGGUAUUAAUUCUUCCAACCGAUUUGGCAUCGACAACUUUGAGUUCAUCCGAGUACUGGGGAAGGGAAGUUUUGGAAAGGUGAUGCUUGCCAGGAUAAAAGAAACAGGAGACCUCUAUGCUGUGAAAGUGCUGAAGAAGGAUGUGAUCCUGCAGGAUGAUGACGUGGAAUGUACGAUGACGGAGAAGAGGAUCCUGUCCCUGGCCCGCAAUCACCCCUUCCUCACCCAGCUCUUUUGCUGCUUUCAGACCCCGGAUCGCCUGUUUUUUGUGAUGGAGUUUGUGAAUGGAGGAGACUUGAUGUUCCACAUUCAGAAAUCCCGUCGUUUUGAGGAAACCCGAGCUCGUUUCUAUGCCGCAGAGAUCAUUUCUGCACUCAUGUUCCUGCAUGAGAAAGGCGUCAUCUACCGAGAUCUAAAACUGGACAAUGUGCUGUUGGACCACGAAGGUCACUGUAAGCUGGCAGACUUCGGGAUGUGCAAGGAGGGGAUUUGUAAUGGAGUCACCACAGCUACCUUCUGUGGCACACCUGACUAUAUUGCUCCAGAGAUCCUUCAGGAGAUGCUGUACGGGCCUGCUGUAGACUGGUGGGCCAUGGGUGUGCUGCUCUAUGAGAUGCUCUGUGGACAUGCGCCCUUUGAGGCUGAGAACGAAGAUGACCUCUUUGAGGCCAUACUGAAUGAUGAAGUAGUCUACCCUACCUGGCUCCAUGAAGAUGCCACAGGAAUCCUCAAAUCUUUCAUGACCAAGAAUCCCACCAUGCGCUUGGGAAGCCUGACUCAGGGAGGUGAGCACGCGAUCUUGAGACAUCCUUUCUUUAAGGAAAUUGACUGGGCCCAGCUGAACCAUCGCCAAGUAGAACCACCUUUCAGGCCCAGAAUCAAAUCCCGAGAAGAUGUCAGCAACUUUGACCCAGACUUCAUAAAAGAAGAGCCAGUUUUAACUCCAAUCGAUGAGGGACAUCUUCCUAUGAUUAACCAGGAUGAAUUUAGAAACUUUUCCUAUGUGUCUCCAGAAUUGCAACCAUAGCCUUAUGGGGAAUGAGAAUCAAAAGGGAAUUUGGAUUUUCCAGGAAUUUCUUUUGUGGGAACUCCCCAGCAUCCGCCUUAGAACACCAACUUCACCUUCAAGGAGCAAAUGUUCACAACUCUUCUGAGGGUAGAACUUCAAGAGAGCAAUUCUCUCAAGUCCUGAGGGGGCCAUGGUACAUUUCAGUAGUUGAUACUGAAAUGAGAUUUUUAUGAAGAUGGACACUGUUCAACCUAUGAGUUUCCAUGGCUACUUCAGGCUUAGAAUAAAUAACAGAAGCCAAAAGAAGAGAUGGUGGGAAACUAUAGUAAGUAGGUCUUAGAAAUUCUGAGUCCAGCAAGCUUUUUUUACUCGAGACAAAUCUAGACUUUCUGUGGACCACUCUCCACUCUUCUUUGAGCCAACGAACCCCUUAUAUUACAGUCUACAAGAAGACUCUAAACACAAAUGAAGAAUGUCAAGGUCUUUCUGAGGAAAUGAAAGCAUUCCAAAUAGAAUGAUUUGCUCUGAAGCUGGGCAUCCCGCAAGCUCCCAACUUAAAAGGCAGUGUUGAGAACAGCAGCCACCAAGACAGCUGCCAGUGUCUUGAGUGUCUUGUCUAACUCUUUCAUUAAUUAGAUAUUUAUUGAGUGUCCAGUGAAAAGGUGCCCUGAUCUGCAGUAGUAUAAACAGUAGAGUCACCUUCAUGACGCUUUUGUGUUCUGGGUUCCACCGAUCUACCUGAAUGGUGUUUGCAUUCUGUGACAUGCCUCUCCGGGUUGCAAAGGUCAUCCCUUGUCUGCACACACUCUCUUGUUCACUGAAGGGCCACCGCCACAGCAGCAUAGUCUACAGGCAAGCUUCCAUUGCAUGCCUCCAUGCUGACUGGUGCCCCAGACUGACUCAUUUGUGAAGAAUUUCAUGCCAUUCAUAGUCAUGAACACGUGUGGCUGAUCCAUUUGUUAUUUAAAUUAUGUUUUCAGUGACAAAGAAGGUUGUUUGAUAUACACUUUAAUUAUCAGAAAUGGAUCAUAUAAACAAGGCCUAUAGCAAAGAUGGAUCUUACCAUGUGUAACCAUGUAUGCGGUUGGAAAAUUUUAUCUGCUGGAAAUAAACGCAUUUUGUAGCAAAAGGAAAUUUUCUGUAAGGAAUGAUUUGUUCUCU
Molecule: messenger RNA, 3773 nt
Organism: Nannospalax galili (Upper Galilee mountains blind mole rat)
Lineage: Eukaryota; Metazoa; Chordata; Mammalia; Rodentia; Spalacidae
Gene: Prkch
Product: protein kinase C eta
Exons: 14
Coding region: 579-2630 (683 amino acids)
Biological process (GO): protein phosphorylation
Molecular function (GO): diacylglycerol-dependent serine/threonine kinase activity; ATP binding
Source: RefSeq, a predicted model, not a curated record